GGGGACAUAUUCUCAAGACAAGAACUGGGCUAUAUACUUCGAAUCAACGAUCUCAGCGUCGGUGAGGCGGUCCACGGGCGGGUCAAGCGCGUCGGAGUUGCAACGUGUGUGCCAGUGGACACUGUCAUCACUUUGAAGAAGUUCGAAUCGACGAUCUCUGAGUCAGCGUCAGUGGGAGCUGACAAGAGCCAAAGGGACCCAGAAAAAGGGAAGAAGGAUCAUGGCGGAUAGCAUGAGUUAUGUUAGCAUGGAUAACAGUGACAUGAGUGGGGUGAGUGGGGUGAGUGGGGUGAGCAACUCGCGCACACGACUUGACUUGACUGUCCUGUUUCACAAGGCCAGAGAUGUUUCGAAGGGCCUCCAUGGCGACGACAGUUUCCUGUACGUCGACGUGCACCCUCGUGAGCCAUGGGUCAUCUUCAUAGAGCAGUGCAGAUCGAUCCAAGUGUGGGACUGUGCGCAGCAGACUAUGAUCACCAGCUGGAACAUCGACGAACAACUGGGUCCUUGGGAUGCGGUGAAGUUCCUUGAGCGCCAUGGCGGUCUGUUCAUCGUUCUGAGCAAUCGAAACAGUAUCCUGAUGCGCAGGGUAAACACUUCCAACUUCGAAUGGGACCUAAUCAAGCAGUUUCAACCGCACAAGUGCUCCAUGCACGACAUGGUCAUCCACCCCAACUCGUCGUACCUCAUGACGUUUUCGGAGAAGAGCUCCAAGCUGUGGAAUUGGAAUGCGGGCUGGGCGGUGAAGAGCUUCAGAAGUCCGGCUGGAGCCAGAGUGACGGCUGUGGCUUUGCACCCGCAUGACCGCAGAGUCGUAUUUGCCAACGCCUAUAGCGACAACAAAAUCCGAGUGUGGAGCGCUGAGAACAAGUCUAUUCUGUACACGGUCACCAGCGACCACCAGACCACGGUCCUGCAGUUCUACACCAAGCGCCAGAGCCCGCUUUUGAUCGCUGGUACGAGCGAAGGCACGGUUGAGGUAUGGGACUACGAGAAAUCACGCCUGGCAGCGGAACUCACAGGGCUCGACCGCAGCGUCUGUGCCGUAUUCGCACAUCCCCGGUUGCCCUACAUCUUCGCCGCCUCGGAGUUUGGAAUGAUUUGCGCUUGGGCGGAGUCAACCUACCAGCCGGUGAUGGCCCACUCCAGUGUUUUGACCGAGAUCUGUAGCAUGGCUGCUUGCGAAAGCACCAGCUGUGAUAUGCUUGUGAUUGGCGGGAGAAGGGAGUUUGCGCUGUUGGAGAUUAUUAUAGAAACGCAACCCGAUCUUUUGCCUAGAUCACAUAUACCGGAAUCGCUAGAGCAGUUGCUGCGGCAGGCGGUGACGAGAGAAGCACAUGCACAGCAAAUGCUGUCUGAAGCAAUAGAGCUGCGGAACAAAAUAAUGAACAAGCAAGCGGACACGAUUCGGCAGCUGGAGGGUGAGACAUGUAUGCUGGAGCGGAGGAUAAGUCUGUUGGAGAACAGUAGCCAAGGAAGCCGGAAGCUGGAUGCCGGUGACAUCCCAUGGCAGGUAUAUCCGGCCGAAAAUCUACAGGUCGGCGGCCAGUCAAGAGUAGUAGCAGCAGACCACCAGAGCAACGGAGGCUUCGAAUGCGGUCAGCUCCGUCAAGUUGUGCCUGUCCAAAUGAAGAGGCUCGCCGUCCGCAAUCUUUCGACCCUGUUGGACAAAGACCUGGUGGACAAGUUGACCUCCCUCAAGCACCCACACUUGCUGCGAUUUUUGGGUGUUUGCAAUGAGCAGAACUGUCUGAUUUACGAGCCCAUGGCGAAUGGAAGCGUAAAGGACUGCGUUUCGCCGCAGGAAGGGUCCGGCGCAGCAGCAGCACGAUUGCCAUGGUUCGACCGGCUGCGGAUUAUGUCUGAGGUUGCUCAAGCUCUCUUCUUUCUGCACGCCGACACGUCGGCAACGGGUCGUCCCAUCAUUCAUGGCUGCAUCAACCCCUCCAACAUCCUCUUGGACAAAGACUUUGUGUCUAAAAUUAGCAGCAUCGACAGCGUAAUCACGCUCCGCCAACAGGCGGAGAUCGGGCAAACGCCGGGAAUCCGUUUGCCCCUCGGAACGAGCAUCGAACACAUUGCGCCGGAGUACUUCAGCAAACGCAAAUGCGACGAGAAGACUGACGUUUUCGCUCUCGGAGUCACGUUCCUUGAGAUGUUGACCGGAAGGCUAGGAAGUCAAUCGGCAGGGUCGGCGAACGUGGCGGAAAUGAUGGAAGAGGUGGUGAACGACGACAUGGCGUUUCGAAAUGCGCUCGAUCAUCGUGCGGGUCUUUGGGAUGUGGACCUGGCGCGGGAAGUGGCACGGCUUGCAAUGAAGUGCGCAAGCAUCGACAAACGUUGUCGGCCUGCUAGCGAUGCCAUUCUUGAUGUGUUGAAUGGGAUAGCCGCUAGGGUGAGACCUGGCAACUCAGCGCUCGUCACAGCAUGACAGCCGGACAGUCAACACAGAAGUCAAAAGAACGACGAAGCUCUGUUUUUUUUCUGUGCACUUGGACAAACAUUCGCAAACAUUGUCG
Molecule: messenger RNA, 2519 nt
Organism: Chara braunii
Lineage: Eukaryota; Viridiplantae; Streptophyta; Charophyceae; Charales; Characeae
Source: the annotation of a GenBank genome assembly